CUCUCUCUCUCUCUCUCUCUCUCUCUCUCCCUCUUCCUCUUCGACGCAGGCGCGAACGCCGCGGCGAGAAGCGUGUGGGGGUUUCGGCGCGGCGACGCGCGGACGGCGAGGUGAUUAUGCCCGAGGCGAUACCGGCAUGCUUCCGCGGCGUGCCGGGAGGAUUGGGCGCGGGCGCGGGCGGUGGCGGGGGCGGAGCGGCGGGGCAGUCGGGGGGAGCGGGGACUAGCCUGGCGACGUCUGUGUACGAGACGCGGCUCGGGCUGGCGGCGCUGUCGUGGUCGCGCGCGGCGCUCGGGCUCAGCCUCCGGGUCGUGCUCCGCGUGGCGGGCGGGGCCGGGGCCGGGGCGUGGGCCGCGUCGUCGUCUUCGGCGGCGUCGGAUUACGGGUGCUACGACGAGGGGCCGGAGUGCUACGGGGAGAUGGAGGACGAGGAGGAGGCGACCGUCGCGGUGCGGGUCCGGCCGUGGCUGCUGUGGCGGCGGCGGGGGUCGAAGCAGUUCCGCGUGCGCGACCGGCGGGUUGACCUGGCGUGGGACCUCACGCGAGCGCGGUUCGCCUGCCCCGGCUCGCCGGAGCCGUCGUCUGGGUACUUCGUCGCGAUCGUGGUGGAUGGCGAGAUGACGCUCGUUGCGGGCGACAUGGCGGAGGAGGCGUACAGGAAGACGAAGGCGCGGCGCGGCCCCGGCCCCGACGCCGCCCUCAUCUCCCGGCGCGAGCACGUGUCGUUGCGCGACGGGGGCCACGGCCGCGCGCACAAGACGUUCGUCAACGUCCGCGGCAAGGAGCGGGAGAUCUCGGUGGAUCUCGUGUCACGCGGCCACGGCAAGGAUAGGGACAAGGACAAGGAGAGGGACAAGGCCGACGUCGGCAUGUCGAUCUCCGUCGACGGCGAGCGCGUCCUCCACAUCCGACGCCUGCGUUGGAAGUUCCGCGGCACCGAGAAGGUUGACCUCGGCGGCGGCGACGGCGUGCAGGUCUCCUGGGACCUCCACCACUGGCUCUUCCCCACGCGCGACACGGCACCAGCCGACGCCUCCGCGGUCGUCGCGCCGCCCCAGCCCGCCCACGCCGUCUUCAUAUUCCGCUUCGAGCUCGCCCACAUAGGCGGCGAGGAGCGCGACUCUGCCGAGGUCAAGGAGAAGGAGGUCCUCGACAACGCCGGGAGUGGCGGCGGCGGCGUUGGCGCCUGGGCAGGCUACCUCGGCAGGUGGGGAAGAGGGGACUGGAGCGAGAGCAGCAGCAACGGGGACAACCGGCGGAAGAGGGGGCAGGCGCGGAGGCUGGCCAAGGCGAGCUCCUCCUCGUCGGCCUCCGUGGCUUCCUCCUCCGCGUCGUGGGCCAGCGGCUCGACGGUCAUGGACUGGGCGAGCCCCGAGGAGGCCGAGCUGCAGCGCGGCCAUGGUUUCUCCCUCCUCGUCUACGCCUGGAAAUGCUAGCAAUUGGCGCCGCCGAUCGAGCCAGCAUUCUUUCCAUUGAUGAUUGGUGAUAAUUCAGUGAGAUUUUCUUCUUCUCUUCUUCGGAUUGUUGUAAGUUGCAUUGUUAUCCGAGCAAAUGUUCUUGUGCAGUUUUGAAUCAUUCAGCUGACCAAAUUGUUCAAUUCAAAUUUCAAAGCCAAAGAAAUUCAAACAGAUUGAUAGUUAGACCAAAUCGUA
Messenger RNA from Oryza brachyantha (malo sina), 1652 nucleotides. RefSeq lists its product as uncharacterized. The coding region runs from base 117 to 1436 and encodes 439 amino acids. The record is from RefSeq and is a predicted model, not a curated record. The transcript has a single exon. NCBI's taxonomy places the organism in Eukaryota, Viridiplantae, Streptophyta, Magnoliopsida, Poales, Poaceae.